This is a messenger RNA of Rhagoletis pomonella (apple maggot), 4115 nucleotides long. RefSeq names its product RNA-binding protein 1-like. Gene Ontology annotation, molecular function: RNA binding. Gene Ontology annotation, cellular component: nuclear speck. Gene Ontology annotation, biological process: mRNA splicing, via spliceosome. Bases 234 to 1304 code for a protein of 356 amino acids. The record is from RefSeq and is a predicted model, not a curated record. Lineage: Eukaryota; Metazoa; Arthropoda; Insecta; Diptera; Tephritidae. The transcript is spliced from 4 exons.
UACAACGAAAAGUGGCGAGACGAGGCCAAAUCGACUCAUUUUCGAUUAUUCUUUUCUUGUGCUUGUGGAGAGUAGGUGGACGUGUACGUGUUUGCGUUUUUAAGAAAAUUUAAUUUGAAGCAUAUUUUAAUUGCAUAACUUAAUAGCAAAAACAUUGAAAAGGCAAUUUUUGCAUUGAACAUAGAGGAAGUAUUUUCGUUAAAUAUCGGAUUAGAGUCACAUAAAUAUCAAAUAUGCCGCGCUAUCGAGAGUGGGACUUGGCAUGCAAAGUAUACGUUGGUAAUUUAGGUUCAUCUGCUUCAAAAUAUGAAAUUGAAAAUGCCUUUAGCAAAUAUGGCCCGCUGAGAAAUGUCUGGGUAGCGAGAAACCCACCUGGAUUUGCUUUUGUUGAAUUCGAAGAUCGCCGCGAUGCGGAGGAUGCAACUCGAGGUUUGGAUGGAACACGGUGCUGUGGUACUCGUAUCCGUGUGGAAAUGUCGUCGGGUCGGUCACGACGUGAUGAUAGACGCCGAGGUGGCGGUGGUGGUGGUGGAAGUACCAGUGGAGGUCGCGGUGGUGGACGCUAUAGGAUAAAGUCUACUGCUACUACUACUUCUACUAGAACUUCUACCUCCUCUUCCUUCAACAAAAACUACAAAAACAACAUCUUCACGUAUCACAACUACUGCUCCUUCUCCACAAAUCUCACCACGACAAGCAACAACAAGCUCAACUUAAUAUCGUUCAGCGACAACAAUCUUGAUAAUAGAAACAAUUUUAUCAGCCAGCUAUUUUUUUACAAAGAUCAACAAAAUUUCGACAACAACAAUUUUAGUUCAAGCGACUACCAUUAUUUUCAACAUCUCCAAAAACAACAACAAGAACCGCCACAACACAAAAAUUUCAUCAGUAAAAUUAAAAUCAUUAUUUUUGUUAUCAACACCGACACCUUGAACACCACCAACACCAACGUCACUACAAUUUUGCACCUAAAAUUUGCUCUCGUUUUCGCUGUAGUCAUUGUCAUCAACACCUAUCUAACAAUUGUUGUUGUCGUAAUAGAAAACUGUGACAGUUGUCCUGAUGUUAAGUGCAGUAAAAGAUCAACAAUCAUUAGAACAGCAACUACUAGUACAAUAACUACUGCUACUACUACUACUACUUCAGCUGCAACUGCUUCUACAGUCACUGCAACUAUUGCUACUAGAAGAAUUAGUGCAACUAGUAAAAGUGUGCUUGGGCAGCAGGCGCAGGAUCAGCAUCAGCGGCAAAAGCUAAAGCAUUUACAACAGCCAUCAUCAUUAAUACCACCAAUACCACCUUAACAACUUGAAAUACUACCACUUCCUUCUCCUUUGUAUAUGCAACUGACUGUGAUAUGAGCCCACAACACUACUACCUACAGCACAACAAAUACCAUCACCAACAACAUCAACAUCGACUUGACAAUAAAUGCACGCUCAUGAGAUAACUGAUUAGAUAAGCUGAUCAAUGUGCUUGGUCGGUAAUGUAUGUAUGUUUGUAGUCACUAUCAGCCCGGGAGAUGGUCCUAAGAAGAGGGUGACUUAUGUGUACCUUGUAAUUUCUUAUGCUCGCAGAACUUUUAUUUUAUAACAUUAUCCGUAAUUGCCUAUUGAAUACGCAUCUUAUUCAUCACUUUUGACUUGAAAGGUCGUCGACGAUUCACGAUGAAAUUUGACUAAGAACCUAUUUAACUUAACUAAAAUGAACAUUUUACUGACGGUACAUUGGGUCGACAAGACGUACAGAUUGUACAAACAAAUUUUCAGCCACGCCACCGAAGUAAUGUUGGUUUUUAUUUAUUUAUUUUUUUUUGAAAUUACAAAAAAAAAAAAAAAAUGAAACGCCAUUAAUUCGGUUGUGUGAAUACCAAUUACUUAUACACAUACUAACUUUGAGAUGGUCGACGGGACUGUUGAAGAAGAGAAAACAUCGCGAAUAUUAUUUAUUUAUUAUACAUUAUAAAUGUGCAUAACAGUUGUGAGCGUGAUGGUUCUUCAAUCAAUCCACACCUAAUCGGCGUUUUCAACUUUAUAUGAUAUGAAUUUAUUUCACUAAUCCUGCAGUCGUCACUACUGCAAAUGUAUAUCUCCAACAUGAGUUCGGGCUAUAUUUCAACAUCAGAAAUGAGUAUAAUUUAGUAUAAACCUGAAACAACGAGACGAGUUUCGAGUAUGUUGAGAAUCGGUCCACUUCUUAUAUAGGAGGUAAGGGUGGGUGUGCCAUCAUGUACAUCGUUUUUGACAUGAGAAUAUGCAAGCGCCGUUUAAGUGCAUCAAGAACGAAUGAAUACGAGUGCUGCAAUUUCAAGUAAGAAUAACUUCUUUCAAUAUUAGAUACAUACUGCAUAGUUCUCUUUGUUACUAAUAUCAUAAUUCUAUUGAGGUUAUUUCAAGUUGUGUUUAAAACAUUUUACGAAGUUAAAAUUUGAACUUUUCUUGAUAAAAUUCUAUCCACUAAUUGUUAAUUCAAUUGAAUCCGAGCAGGUGAACUCAAAGCAAUAUCAGCUCGUUAAUCACCAAUCGCAUCUGCAACACCUGUUUCUACUAAAUAAGUGAAAACGUGUGCUCUUCUCAGCAACAACUAUCUACUUGACAUCCGCCUUCUACUAUGGUCCUCCUCCUGUGCGGUACACGGGAUCGUACUUCAUUUGGUUAGAAUUGCAUCCAUUUUGGGUUAGCCGGCCGAUCGGUUAAGCCUGAUCAUGAGGCCGUUGUACAUCAUGCUACACAGCGUUCCAACAAUCCAGCUUCACUCCUGAUCUACAAGGUCGUCAGCCUAAAAACCCGAACCCACAUUUCAUCAAGGACAACAGCAACUCUACCUCUCCGCUGAUGUACAAAAACGAGUGGCAAUCCAAAUCAAGGCUUUUAUAUCUACUUUACCAUCCCUGUCAUAUCCGCUAUGCGCAACGACCGCUUCUGAGCAUCAUUGUCACUGACGACCGCCAAGUUUGCAUACAAGAUUGUUUUGUCAAUAGUUGAUUUGCAAUUUUCAUGAUCUCCUCUCAUUUUCAUUCGAAGUAGUCAUCAUAGAUCAGUUGAAUAUCGAACUUAUUUCAUUAUCACCAAACCGCCACAACCACUACUACUACUGCAACACCUCAACAAAUCAGUCAGAACCAAUAAGUGAACAACUAAAUUGGCAACAUUUAUUCGUGGUAGGAAUUUCACAGUCAAUCAACAGUAAUUCUCUCUGCCCCAGAAAUUCUGCAAUCAGUCGACAACAUAAGAGCGGCUCGUCAUUUUACGGCUCAACAAAGCAGCAUUCAGAACUUUUAAUUGCAUUAGCAUAAUAUUGAAAAUACAAAGAAAAAUGCAACUUCAUCGUUUUCGGGGUUGAAUUUAUGGCCAACAGACCGUAUGAAAGAUACAAACAGUUUCACCAUAAAGGUCGUUGAAGUUGAAGCAACUACUGUGGUGCUACUGGUUGGAUUAAUGUGAAACAAUAAUUCGAGCGAGCAGUGUGGCUAGAAAUUAUUGCAAAAUAAUAUGCAAGUCACUCUCAAACUGUUGUAGUGGUAUGAGUGUGGCAAUUAUUUUUGUUUUAAUAUUUUGCAAUAAAUUGUAUUUCCUGCCCCGCCGGAAUUACUUGUUUGAACAAUAGCCAAAGAUUGGUCAACGCUUUUCCUAUACAUCGUCCUAUACAUAAUGCAAAUUUGCCUUUCCUGAAAUCCUGUCAGCAACGAUGAACAUCAUAAUUCUCAUCGAAACUACAAUGGUAGUAAAUUAUAAAAAAAAAAAAAAAUGCUUACAAAAUAAGCCCAUCUAAAGUGUGGAUUUUGUGAUUAUGUGCUUCCUUAUAAAUUAUUCCAUUCGACAUUUAAAUAAACUUAUUUUUCUUUUUAUAUAACAAUUUCUUACAGAUCUCGCUCUCCACGUCGCACACGCAGCCGUUCCCGCAGUUUUUCGAGAGACAGACGCAGCCGAUCGGACUCCCGUGAUCGUCAUUAGAUAUAGAAUUUUUAAAUUUCUCAAAGUGAAUUCCCACAAAGAAUCUAUUUUCUUUACCCAAUAUCUACAUUUUAUUAUCACAUAGAAAGAGAGAACUUAUCAUAAAGUAAGUUUUAGAUUUUGAGAGUUAAGAAGUAUAAGUGAGAAGAUCCGGUUGCAGCA